AUGGGUCUGCCUCUAGGAGGAGACGAUUGGGUCGCGCCGGAGAUUCCUUGGGAGAUCCAGAUCGAGAUCUUGAUUAGAUUGCCUGCUAAAUCGCUGAUGAGAAUUUAUGCUGUAGAAUUUUUGGCUGUGAUUAUAGAUUUUAGUGAUAGAUUUAGUGCUCUGGAGAGCAACCACAGCUCCUACCAAUCAUCCCCUAUCAACCGUUAUUAUUGUACGGCGGCAUCCACACCUCGUCUAUACAUGAGUUUGAUGUAUACCAUCCCCCACGAGUCUGUGCUGCUAUCAUUAUCAUCGUCUAGUAAUAAAGAUAAGUCUUUACACCCAGAGUUGACCAUGCCAGGGAUGGGAGGACGCUACAUGGUGGUUCUUCGCGGCUUGAUACUACAGAGUGUUUGCAACAAGGCGCGUAUCCAUAAUCCCACCACCAGACAAAGCAUAACCUUACCCGCCGUCAAAUCAAGCAUCUUUGUUCAAGGGGAACCUGAAAAGCAUGUCCACUACUAUUUCGGACACGAUCCUGUUCUUGAUCAAUACAAAGUAGUAUGCAUUGUUACCUUUUUCUCGGGAAAGUACAACAAGAUUAUAACCUCGGAGUUUUGGGUCUUGGUACUCGAAGCCGGAGGUUCCUGGAAAAGAAUCGAGUUUGAUCAACCUCACUUGGCUAAUAAACAAGGACUGUGCAUCAACGGAGUUUUAUAUUAUAUAUCUCGCACUCUUACCAUUGUCACUUUUGAUGUUAGGUCUGAAGAGUUUAGUACGUUCCAAGUACCUCACUCGCUGGCUGAUCCAUUAACACUAAUACGUGCGGGUUUUAUAGAGUAUGGUGGGAAACCAGCUAUUUUUGAUCAUACCAAACUUGUACCAAUGGGUUUGGUGUACUUGUGGGUGUUGGAAGAUGGUGGAAAGUGGUCGAAUAAAUCCCUGGUUUUGCAGCCUCGCCAGAUGCGUUUAUUCCAUAAAAACAGCAUUCCAUUGAUUGUACAUGGUACUACUCAAAACGGGGAGGUUAUCAUGGCACCGUAUCAAUUGCUUUCCCCAUAUUACAUAUUCUAUUAUCAUGUGGAAAAGAAUGAUUUGAGAAAAGUUAGAAUCAGAGGUAUACCAGACCCAGACUACUGGUUUGGUAAGCCUCACUUGGGUAUGUAUUUCCGUAUCAUGGAUAAGAGUGAAAGCAUCAUGCACUUGGAAAUUUAG
Messenger RNA from Microthlaspi erraticum, 1194 nucleotides. NCBI's taxonomy places the organism in Eukaryota, Viridiplantae, Streptophyta, Magnoliopsida, Brassicales, Brassicaceae. The record is from the annotation of a GenBank genome assembly.